Messenger RNA from Malaya genurostris, 755 nucleotides. Its product is annotated as gastrula zinc finger protein XlCGF67.1-like. The coding region runs from base 112 to 738 and encodes 208 amino acids. Gene Ontology annotation, cellular component: nucleus. Lineage: Eukaryota; Metazoa; Arthropoda; Insecta; Diptera; Culicidae. The transcript is spliced from 2 exons. The record is from RefSeq and is a predicted model, not a curated record.
UCGAUGGGCUUAAGAGGAAAACAAUAACAUUAAAUCAUAUUUUAUCAGUAAAAAUAGUGAAGAACACAGUUUAAUUCAAAUUUAAGCAAUAAUACUUGUGGGUUAGUAACAAUGACCACUAGUAUGAUAAAUUUAGAUGCACGUGAUUCAAUAAUCACUGAUAAUGCUACAGGUUCUGAAGAAGAUCAAUCCUUCGAUUCACAGCUGGAUAAAAAAAUGCACACCAGUCCGGAAGUGGUUUAUUUCGGUGAUCUUUUCGAUACUGCCACAACAGAGCCUACUCCUAUUGAACCCGGAAAAGAACUUUUCGUUUGUGAGGUGUGUUCUAAACAUUUCGAGGAUCAAAAAAAGUUGAUACGACACCGGAAAAUUCAUUCCCACCGGAGAUUAAAGUGCGAAUACUGUGGAGUGUAUUUGAAAUCUAAAUCAAGCUAUAGUUCUCAUAUCCAAAGACAUAAAAAUGGUCGUCAAUUUGAAUGCGACAUGUGCGGAAAAUGUUUUUCUGAUAGACGGGACUUGCGAGCUCAUACUAUGGUGCACGAUCCACAGGCGGAACGUUUUCGAUGUUUUACCUGUGGGAAGGACUUCGGCCGAAUCUAUUACCUGUGGGAUCACCAAAAACUGCACAGUGGAGAGGCAAAUUUUAGUUGUCCUAAUUGUAAAAAGAUAUUUUCGAACAGACGAUCUUUGUUGCUACAUGAGCGAUCGCAUUUACUGGAAGAGGAUAUGUUCAAAUAAAUGGCCCACAUUCAAUA